This is a messenger RNA of Scleropages formosus (Asian bonytongue), 2787 nucleotides long. It is a transcript of the gene shpk, whose product is annotated as sedoheptulokinase. The transcript is spliced from 8 exons. Gene Ontology annotation, biological process: cellular response to lipopolysaccharide; phosphorylation; glycerol metabolic process. Gene Ontology annotation, molecular function: sedoheptulokinase activity. The record is from RefSeq and is a predicted model, not a curated record. Gene Ontology annotation, cellular component: cytosol. Lineage: Eukaryota; Metazoa; Chordata; Actinopteri; Osteoglossiformes; Osteoglossidae. Bases 429 to 1910 code for a protein of 493 amino acids.
GAGUGUGUGGAUUAUGAAUUGCAGACUGUAGUUUGUUGUUGAAGAAGAUAGUUUUAGCCAAGGAAACAGCAGGGUGGAAGGUUGCUAGGAGCUCCUUGUAUACUUCCAGGUUCAUGAGAGUCUUUGAUUUUUACCAUUGUCGUUCUGCAGCCUGGAGUUUGCUCCUGUAGCUAUGUAGUACAUCUGAUAGCCAUGGAGUGAAACUGGGGUGUUCUGGUCUGGAUGUUAGAGGGCAGAGAGUCUAGAGAGGACAAUAAGGUUGAUAGGAAGACAUUGGCAGCAUUGUCUGUUGAUGGCUCAGAGAAUUAUGCAGCAGAGGAGAGGGAAGUGGGUGAGAGAGAUUUUAGGUUGUGGUGGAAAGUGACAGAGGGUGCAGAAACAGGAGAGGUGAUACUGGGCUGGAAGGAGAUGACAAAAUAAUCAGAGACAUGCAACGGAAUAACAGAAAGGACAGGACAGCCACAGUUUCAAGAGAACACCAGGUCAAGGUCAUGGCGUACUCUUCAGCACCUUCAUCAGCAUCAGCUAGUGCUCAGUACAUCCUGGGGGUGGACAUGGGCACAUCCUCAGUCAAAGUGGUGCUACUGGAGACAUACUCAAAGACUGUGACUGACAGCUGCUCUCUGCCUACGCAUGCUGACAUCAGCGGCAGACAUACACUUGCCAUGGAGCAGGACCCUCUAAAAAUUAUAGAUGCUUUAAAUCAGUGCGUUGCUUCGUUACCUAGAGACAAACUCAAAAAAGUCAUCAGAAUUGGGGUGUGUGGACAAAUGCAUGGAGUCAUGUUUUGGAAAGCAAAAACAGCCUGUUGUUGGGAUACCAAGGAUGGUAGCUGCCUGUUCUGGCCCAAGGACGUGAGUCAGCUGGUUACCUGGCAAGAUGGCCGAUGCAGCAGCGACUUCUUGUCCUCGCUUCCACAGCCCAACUCUCACCUUAGCGUUGCCACUGGCUUCGGCUGUGCCACCAUCUUUUGGUAUCUUACAUACAGGCCUGAGUUUUUGACUAAGUUCACUGCAGCAGGAACCAUCCAUGAUUAUGUGGUAGCUAUGCUGUGUGGUUCAGAAAAAUGCUUAAUGUCCACCCAGAAUGCAGCUAGUUGGGGAUACUUCUGUACUCACACCAGUCAGUGGAACAUGGACAUCUUAAAAGACUCUGGCUUCCCUGUGCAUCUGCUCCCGGAACCUGUGCCAUCUGGCUGCCGCGCAGGCUUCACCAGCACCGAAUGGCAUGGGAUCCCUGCAAAGACUGCUGUGGCAGCAGCUCUGGGAGACUUGCAGUGUGCUGUUUAUUCCUGCAUGACAGACAGGACAGAUGCAGUUCUGAACAUCAGUACUUCUGCCCAACUUAGCUUUGCGAUGCCAACAGACUUUGUCCCUCCUGCUGAACCUGACCCGCUCUUGCCAGUGUCCUACUUCCCAUACUUUGAUGGUUACCUAGCAGUUGCAGCUUCUCUUAAUGGAGGCAAUGUAAUGGCUACCUUUGUGGAAAUGCUGAUUGCAUGGAUGAAAGAACUAGGUGUAGACAUGGAUGAUUCUACUGUUUACGUGCAGUUGAUUGAAGCGGCUUUAAAUCAGGCCAGCAGUGACCUGGAAGUGAGGCCUACCAUUCUUGGUGAAAGACACAACACCAGCAGCUUGGGGCUGGUGUCCAACAUCACAGGGUCCAACAUCUCCUUGGGCCACGUGACCAGGGCAGUUUGUCGGGGUAUCAUACAGAAUAUAAUCACUAUGCUGCCCCCCCAAUCCCUGCUAGAGACAGGGGUGAAGAGGAUCAUGGGAAGUGGGAGUGUUCUGGCUCGCAACAAGGUUCUCAGACAGGAAGCAGAAAGAGCUUUCCCACUUCCAAUAAAUUAUGGUAAAGAUGUAGAUUCAGCAGUUGGGGUUGCCAUGGUUUUCUCUGAUAGAAUGUGAAUGGUAAAAUAACUAAGUACAAACUUCAGAUGUAUUAUGUUAAUUUCGUAUGUGAUGAAAUCAUAUGCUUUAUUGGAUCUGUAUUUAACAAUAUUGACAUGUUUAAUUUAUGAGGGUAAGUAUCAAGAAAGAACUGAUUUUUCUGGGUAGAGAAAAACCUGAGCACAUUUUACACUUGUAAGGAAGCUUUUAACUUAUGAAAACUUCUGUGUUUAUGAAAUGAUUAUUGAUUAAGUGGUAUACAUACAGCAUGUGUAUCAAUUACAGUUUCUUUGGACCUAAACAAUUUUGAUUGAAUGAUCUUUUUAAUCAUGAGUAUCAGUGUUAUGCAAAGGGACAAAAUACUGUAAAAUGUGUAAAUGGUAAAUUAUAUGUUAGUGUAAAUUGCCUUGAACAAAUUUUGAACCAAUGCUGAAAUGCAUUUUAACGAAGUAAAAGCUGUUCAUGCAUACUCACACUCAUACUUCUCAGCUGACUUUAAAAGAACAAAUGCAACUUUCCUCUUAUUUUUAUUGAAGGUUUAUACUGAACUUAAAACCUCUCUUCUUAGAUUUAAAGUGAUCAACUGAAUUUCGUGAGAUGAAAACAAAUAAAACCCCAAACUGCUGGAUUGAAAAUUAUAAUUUUUUUCCCUGGAAUGAGACUUGUAGAAGAUGUAAUGCCAUGAGCUAAUAUGUAGCUGCAAGAAAAAGUUUGCAAACCUUUUGCACUUAACCUAAAUUAUUGCAUUAAUAACUCAUAAAAUAUGAUCUGAUGUUCAAGUGAGCAUUUUUCUAGCAAUUGUACUUGCUCCUUUUUUUGACAAGAAGUGUUUUUUUCACAAUUUGUGCACCCAGGUUUUUCAAUGCAUAAAUAAAGUUGAAAUGAAGUAAUAUCA